CCGAGUCAGAGGAUCGACACCGCGGGCAGGCUCACCUGAACGUCUCGAGGAUAGAGCCAGGUAGCUUCCCAACCCCUGGUGCCAGAAUCUUCGACGGCGAGGAAAACACGCGGGAAGAAGAGGAAUGGUCCCUUGGGCCUUUGGCGUGCCUCUCGUCCUUGUUUCUGCUCUGGGUCUUCUGUUCAACGGUUACGUUCUCCUCGUGGUCCUUGGGCUGGGCAAGCAGACGCAGCAGCAACAAACAGCCAAUACUUUGUUGUUGACACACUUGGGCGCGGUGGAGGCGGCUGUCUGCCUGAUAUUACUGAUCUUCGCCACUGGUUCCUGGCCCAUCGCCGGCACCUGGUGCGUGCUACACGGUUUCCUCUUGGCCCUCUUACACCCAGUCGCCCUCUGGACCGUAACUGGACUAAACUGCGACAGGUAUUACGCGAUAGCCGCGCCUUUGCACUACGCUGCAUUGGUCUCGCCACGACGGGUUGCAGUCGGUCUGGCUGCAUCUUGGACAGGGGCGCUGCUUUUGUGCUUGCUGCCUUUCUGCGGUCUGGUCCCACCUUACAGAUACAGUCCGGGUCUGGGCUGCUGCGCCCCGGAUUUUGGUAACUCCUCCUGGGGCCUCGCAGCGGUACUUUACGGAGCAGUGUACGCGAUUCUGGGUCUGGCACUGCCUGCAGUCCUCGUCACCGUCUGCAAUUUGCGUGUACUCGGCAUAGCGCGUUAUCACCGACACCGCAUCGCCAGCGCAAUUUACGAAGUCACCUUGAGCGCCCAGGUGACCAUCACCCACCAGCGGAAUCCGUUUUUCGUCCCAACUGUCACGGCACCCUCUGCAGUCAGCCCACCCCGUUUUCACAGCGCGGCCAGCACGGUAAUGCAACUGGUCGGUUCCCUGUACCUGCUUUAUUUCCCGUAUUGCGGCCUGAUCCUUUGGGAGGUUUGCGGCGUCGGCAAUCAACCUCACCUCCACGAUCACCCGAAGCUGGCUUCGUUGGCCUCCCUUCUACUCGCUUGUUCUCCACCUAUCAACGGGCUCCUCUACGGCUUAAAAUCACAGACUCUUAGACGAUCUGUGCAGAACUACUGGCGGAAAAAGGCGACCAAGUCGGAGCUGCAGCAAGAGAUCCAGGCAAGGACACCGAGUGCGGCAGGAUCGAGAAGGCCGUCCGUGAGUGGAACAGGUUCUUUCUUCCCGUUUCCACCGUUGCAACGAAGGCUCAGCGAGGCGUUGCUGGCGCUGGGUUCCUGCAGAGCUGGGAACAGCUUCGAGACCAACAAUCUCGGAUUUCAUCGAACCAGGCUGCAGCCUGCUGCCUCGUGCAACACGCUUCGAGUGCCAACUUCCGAAUCAGGCGAAGGUAGCAAACUGGUCAGACCUAGUGCGAGCGCGGUCAGCUUGAUGGGUCCCCAUUAUCGAAGCGAUUUCAUCGGAGCGGACGCGGCCACUGGAUGCUCUAUAGCGAUGAACGAAACCCCGAGAAGGAGUCCAAGGAUCCUCAUUACCCGAGCAUGCAGCGAGGACAGCCAGGACGGAGGAAGUCCACUGUUGAGGAAGCCCUUCCUCUCGAAUGCUCUUCCGUGCGAUAAACGGAGAUGGCGACAUUGUAGCACCGGAAGCGACAGCAGCACGGGCAGCAGCGAAGCGAGCGUGUGGACGACGGGAGUCGCGCAGAAACUGGCCAAAGGCAAUGUAAAAAAUACAUCCGACAUUUGGCCGUCGUCGCGAAGGUUCGCGAGGGGGAAGAAUUCGGAGGAGGGGGCAUUUUUGGUCGGCAUCAGACCGAGCAAUAACAGCCAAAGCAGCGAUACCACGGAUACGACUGCUACGACCACCACCACGACUAUGCCAACAAACACAACCAUGAUGGAGAACGGAGGCUACCGUGAUAAGAGCAAGGAGGAGCCAGACGGCAACAAGAGGGACAGAGAUCGCAGCGAGAGCGACAACAGCUGGAGCAGCGUCGACGACAUCGACUCCAAGGAAAUGGCAGAAAAAAGUAUGGAGGAGGACAAUCUCGAGAAGAUCGAGGAGGAAACGGACGAACAAAAGUGCAAGCAAUUAAGGCGGAAAUCGAGAACGAUUCGCAAGCCGGACGUUCCUCAGGAUUGCAAAGAGGCGGCGCAGCGCAGGCCUCUUCUCGCCUCGUCCUCUUAAGCUCGAUUCGAACGUACCUUGCUCGCUCUAAUUUUUUCCAAUUGUUUCUUUUUUUUUUUUUUAUCGUUCAUCCAAUCGAGGCAAUAGACGUCCACGUGCUCGUUCGAACCAACCGCGAAUGAUAAUCACUCGUGACGAUUUCGCGAAGCACUCCCCCGAUCGAGCGUCACGGUUCACGAUGGAGCGUGUUAUUUUUUUAAGAAACGUCGCGACUCGAGGCUGACCCCCUUAUGCUCGAUAUCACUCGCAAUAUAUCGACAUAUCCUGAAAUUAUAUUUUUAUACUUCCUACUCGACGAAGAGAGCAGCGUAAAUGACAAAACCGCGACUAGAGACGCGCUCGCGAGCAGACUCGCAAGCCCCUUAGGGCGUGGAGGCUGAUUAAACGCGGCCAGUGUAAUCUCGACGAAAAACUUGUCCCAGGCAACUCCGUGGAAAGUUGAUCGCCCAAUCAUCCUUGUACAAGCGGCGACAACUACCCAGGAAAGUUUCGCGCCGGCUCGUUGUAAUAAUUUUCCUCGCUGCUACGCCGACGAUACUCGUCGACGGAACUUGGUCGAGGAAAACUCGCGAGGUGAAAAAUGGCACGACGAAGUAACGAACGCCCGAGAAAGUUCUUUCGACAGCAGAGGUGUUUACGAAUCUACGGGAUCCGAUCAGUGGACCAGGGGUCGGCAACCUCCUCGAAGGAGGAGACAAGAUUCCUCGUACAAUGUUUGUUGUUAGGACCUCGAAGCAUUGAUAGGAAAUUAGGUUUUCGUCAUUUUCAGAAUAACGUAAGCUAAAUCGUCACUGGUUCUCUCCGAUUAUAAACUGAAGAAUCUAGAUCGACUCACUACGAUAUGCACUUAUUUAGUAAAUAAUCGGAAGAUCUACGAUCAGGUUGCUGACCACUUUCAGAGAUCACUCGACGAAUCCUAAACGUUUUAAACCGCGGUUCCACGAAUCGUUUGGGUACGAAUUUCUAACAAUUAUCGUUCUCGUCCCUUUGCAAAACGAUGUACGAUAAUAUCUCCUACCGUUUCUUGAUGUUCCUAACAAAGUAAAAGAGAGAAAUUUGAUGUUCGUCUUCGGUUCUAAGUCCGAUUAACCGUGCAAUAAGUAUUUAACACAGAUGCAAUCGUUUGUCUAUAAUGUAUAGCUCGAUAAAGUAGUCAUAUAUAUUUUUUUAAGAAAGAGAUUAAUUUAUUUUAGUUUAAUCUAAAUUAAUUUGUGUAUCUAUUGUAAAUAAAUUUUAUUUAUGUAUAUACCGUAACGCUUUUUGUUUUCUGUGAUAUUUUUAUCGAUUCAAGAAUAAAACGCGCGUACUUGCUCUCACAAGGAAGAAGUUCAAAGUUUGUUUUUCUGGAUUCUAUAUCUCUGUUCGUGCAACGCUAAUACAAUGAACAUGUAAAAUACGAUACUCGACGAACAAAAACAAUUGACAAUCAUAAUCAUAAUACUUGUAUGUCCGACGCACAUGAUUGUUGAUUAUUAUUUCGGAAAGUAUACGUGUAUAAACUGUAUGCACUGUAUACGAGCGUUAUUGUCAAAUUUCUGUCUUCUGCGAGGAAUAAAAACCACGUUUCGACGUUAAUUUCAUUGAAAAACACCGACAGACGUCUCGGUUCUUCGAGGAAUGAAAAUUCGCAUAGUCACGCGUCGAAAUAGGAAUAGAAAAUUAGACGAUUCAUCGUUCGUUGAGGAAAUUUCGCGAUCGACCUGCAGUUGGAUUAACGCGCGCGGUCGCUGAUCCAUGUAAUUGAUAACAAACGAUGGAAGCAUUGAAGCGAUCACGCGGACGACUAAUAAACGUUAACGAAGAGCGGCGUAUCAUCGUGCGAACUCUUUUUACUAGCGAAGUUUGUACAGCUGUUUGUGAAUUGUGAUCGACUACUGUGUUUGCACCGACACGGUGAUAAUAUGCAAUUUAGGUGUAGGAAGAAUCACCCAAAGUUAACCGACGUUAAUCCUGGUGGUUACUGGAAUUGAUGUUUCAAAGAUUUUGUAGAACGCGAGAUUGUGUGCGCGAGCAUCUGUAUGCGUGCGUCUGUGUACUCCCGUGGCGAUUAGGCACGUACAAGCCAAAACGUUUUAGUUCCUGACAACACGUGAAGUACCAACCAUGUUCAUUUUCAUCCCUUUGAUAGAAUAUCGCGGGUAAAACUAGAGGAGAUACUUUAGAGUCAAAAUUGGUCUAAAUUAGAA
Messenger RNA from Hylaeus anthracinus, 4338 nucleotides. RefSeq names its product beta-3 adrenergic receptor-like. NCBI's taxonomy places the organism in Eukaryota, Metazoa, Arthropoda, Insecta, Hymenoptera, Colletidae. The record is from RefSeq and is a predicted model, not a curated record. The transcript is spliced from 9 exons. Gene Ontology annotation, cellular component: membrane. The coding region runs from base 125 to 2152 and encodes 675 amino acids. Gene Ontology annotation, molecular function: G protein-coupled receptor activity. Gene Ontology annotation, biological process: G protein-coupled receptor signaling pathway.